Coniophora puteana RWD-64-598 SS2 is the source of this 4725-nucleotide messenger RNA. RefSeq lists its product as uncharacterized. The transcript has 11 exons. The coding region runs from base 1 to 4725 and encodes 1574 amino acids. Gene Ontology annotation, biological process: protection from non-homologous end joining at telomere; interstrand cross-link repair; double-strand break repair via nonhomologous end joining. Lineage: Eukaryota; Fungi; Basidiomycota; Agaricomycetes; Boletales; Coniophoraceae. Gene Ontology annotation, molecular function: 5'-3' DNA exonuclease activity; damaged DNA binding. The record is from RefSeq and is a predicted model, not a curated record.
AUGCCUCCAGCGCCGUACCACUCCUUCAUCUUGCCCUACCGCAUACGCGUCGACGAAUUCACAUCAACAGAGAACCUGCCUGCCCCUUACACCCACCCCGCCCUUCACCUCCUGUCUCACGCACACGCGGACCACCUCGUCGGGCUCUCUGCUCCGUCCUUCGCACACAAGGUCAUAUGCUCCGUUGACACCAAAGCCAUCCUCCUCCGUUACGAAACCUAUGGCACCCGCUCGCUCUAUGACGAGGGCACCACCGCACAGCGCUCGCGCACAUUCAAGCACCUGCGCGUCCCACCCCGCGUCGCGCUCGACGGGACCACCGACUACUCCCACGCACGCGACCUGCUGCACGCGCUCCCGCUCAACACGCCCACCACCUUCGAAGCCGGCGGCGGCGAGGAGGUCCAGAUCACGCUUCUCGACGCGAACCACUGCCCGGGCGCUGUCAUGUUCCUCAUCGACGGCCCGCGCGGCGCGGUGCUGCACACGAGCGACCUCCGCGCCGAGCCGUGGUUCGUUAACAGCUUGACGAGGAAUCCAAUGCUGCAGCCUUUUAUCGCCGAUGCGCCGGGUCCUGAUGUGCAGAUUGGUGCGUGCAGGGCGCGGAAGGAGGCGCUCGCGGAGCGGGCGGGGACGAGCGCCAGCGAGGCGUUAGGUAUUAGAAGGACGUUGAGCGCGAUACAUCUGGACACGGCGUGCGUGUUUUCUGACAUUGUUGUCCCGACGAAGGAGAGAGCUGUGGCCGACCUUGUCUCGCUUAUAACUCUGUUUCCGGCAGAGACACAUUUCUUCAUCAACUCAUGGACCUUAGGCUACGAGGAUAUCCUCAAGGGAAUUUCGAGGGCUUUCAGAUGUCAGAUCCAUGUCGACCGUUACAAAUACGAGCUUUACGCGCACCUCUCCGCCGACCCCUUUCUCGCGCGCAUUUUAACUCGCGACGAGAAGUCAACCUGCUUCCACGCAUGUGAACGCUUUGCCCGGUGCUCCGAGGUAGACUGCGACUUUGAUGUGUCCUCUGCCGACGAAAUCGGCAAAAGCAACCAAACCGGAGAGAGGACCAGCGAAACGAAAGAGAAGACGAAGAAAUGGGACCAGUGGAUCGACAAGGAAACCGACCGCAGUGCAGAGUGGCGCGACGUGAGCCGCACAGGCAAGCGCGUCGUGUACAUCAACCCUGUGACGAUGAGCGCCGCGCGGUGGGACGCGUACCUGGUCGACGUGAAGAGAAAGAUCGGACUCGGAGAGCGGGUCAAGUGUCUGUUCGUCCCCCUAUCCCGACACUCGCCCUUGCCAGAGCUCUCGUCCUUCGUCUCGCUCUUCCGACCCCGCCGGCUCGUGCCCAAUACGCUUUUCCCCACGCUGAACGGGCUCGACGCGCGAGCGAUCCAGAAAAUGUUCGGGCCUGUGCUCGCCACGGACGCAUACAAGGACAUCACGCGCGACCCGGCCUUUUCCCAUCCCUCCGUGACCGCUCUCCUGGAAGAGGAAAAGGCGACGAAGGGAGUGUACAGAGAGGGGCAUCUCGAUGUCAACCCGGACGACCCGAGCCUGCGCGAUACGGCGGUGCAGAAUGUUGUAGGUGUCGACGAAGCGGCUGUGGAGACGUGGGCCGAAGCGGGAGGGACAAGGGGCAAGCUCGAGGUGUUGAUUGAUUGGGUGGACGCGAGCGAGCGGGAGGUGAUUCGGCGGGCGUUGGGGAAGGGGUGGCGGGUUAAGGAGAAGGAACGGGAACGGGAGAAGCAGGAGAGGGAGAGACGCGAGCGCGAGGGGCCUGUUACGCCUGGCCGACGAAAACCGCGGAGAGUGCGGGUACAGAGGAAAGAGACGCAGGGGAGCGACGAUACGGACGGCCAUGGGUCGUCGGACGAGGAUGAGCACGAGCGGAUAGCGAGGAAACUGUUCUUGCCGAGCGACGAUCCGAAUUUUCCACAGUCGAUGUCGGUCAGGUCGAGCUCUGCGCCACCGUCGCCGAACGCCUCGCCAAGACGGGCGGGGAUAACGCCGUCGUCGCCCCUCAAGCAUCUAUCGUCACCGCUCAAGCUACCUUUACCACCACUGAAGCCACCGGCGUCGCCGUCUCCGGUGAAAAAGCCGACAGCACCAAGGACGGUCGAUGAGGAUAUCACACCUAUGGCGACACCGAAGCCUGGGAGGGCUACUGCGACAGGGAUGAGCAGAGAAGGCAUCGCGAUGAUGACGCCUGUUUCGUCUCCACUCAGGCAGGCACGUGUCAAGGGGAAGGUUUACGACCCAAAGAGCCUCGCCCAGCCGUCUCCUGCAAUGUUGCUCUCCCCUUUUCUACAUCGCGCCCCUGCGUCGAAGACUGGUCCAGGAUCUGAUUCAGGUCCGAGGGACACCGACAUCUCUACGCAAUCUCUCGUGCGACUUCCCCAUCCUACCGCGUUGAUCCGUGCAGGUGCUCUCCUCGAUGUGCAGAAUGUAACCACAGACUCUCGGUUAGACAGCUCUACAAAUCCUAGCUCGCAGGGUUCUGAACCUCGGAAAGACCCUCGGGAUGAAAACGCAGGUUUGGGUACACCUGAAGAAUCUGUUGCCUUGAUGACACCGAAGUCGAGACCUAGGGGAAGCUGUGCAUCGGAUGCUGUGCUUGCUAAUGUACACCCGGUAUCUGGUGUACAUAACGCGAACGAUGCUUCGGCUGCCACACUUCGAGCCGCAUCUGGGAAGCAACGUUCCCCCAGCCCCUAUACGAAUCACCAAAGAACGAUGCAGCCCACCAAGCUAACCGACGCCUCUAUCUCGACCACCACAACUCCGGAACUGACACACCGAAAGCACACCCCACUCCCUGCUGCUCCUAGUCCCUCUAGGAUCCCAGCGACAGUCACUAGAAAGCGUAAACGUGACGAUACUCUCUUCUCGCCCGAGCCCGGAACGUCAGAGAGGCCCAGAAAGCUGCAAGCAGUCCCUGUACCUGAAACUUCAAGCAAUUGUACAGCGAUGCGAGCACAUAUAUCGACGGUGACCUCGGAACAUAAACAAGCUCGGCUCGAUACAGACAAGCAUAUUACCCAAAGCGGACCUAGCGUCCAUGUUCAAGCCCCUCUUCAAGCUUCGGUUUCAGCUUCCUCCAAGGUCUCCGAGUCCCCGACAAACCCGAUGGAAGCAAAACCAAACCCGAAUGUAGAGCAUCGCCCAGAAGUAGACUGCAGCAAAAGCGUCGCCGGGCAGUCGACUUCCAAGUCCGUCUCGAUGGACCGCCACGCGAUCGCGCAGCGACUGCGACAGGCAAGGCCCGAUCUCGCGCGCAAGGCAGACGAAGAGCGCACGGCGAAGCGAAAGAGGGCGAUCGAGCGUGAGCUCGCGCGGCGAUAUGAGCGCAGGGCUGCAGAGGCAGCAGCAGCAGCAAUGUCUGGACGAGAUGGCUCUGUUCAGGCUGUGCAGAGCUCAGUAGCUUCCGCGCGAGAGUCUCCAGACCCGGAGGCAGGGUAUGAAGACGUAAGAUCUACCACAACGACGACGCAAGGUUCGGUAGACUGGGAACGAAGCAAGAGGCUCGAGGGGCAUAUUAGGGAGGCGGUGCGCAAAGGUGCAAGGCCAGGGGAUGUCAUCCCCAAGCUGCUCGUCCUACUCUUCGUCGUAUUGACAGUCUUACGUGCCCCUAUCUCUCUGAAUCGGAAGCUGUCAUUCCGAAUCGCACACGCUGCACAAGACUACAUUUCUCAAUCCAACAUGACCGAAGUUGGACCUGACCCGGAAAGCUUCGAAGGAAGGGACUUCGGGCUUAUCGGCGAUUACGGCGUCUAUCUGGCAAAUAUCGCUUUGACAGGCCUCAUCCUCGUGCUUGCAUUCUUCGACCUGGAACUAAUCGCGAGGCAGGUUUACGGCGUAGUGUUCAUCUCCGUCGACAUAGCAUCGUAUGCGUGCUGCGUGUUCACGAUGUUCUCCGUUGCGUCGUUUGCGAUGUGCUUACUCAGCUUCGAGUCGUGUGAUCAUCAGCAUGCGGCUUAUAGCGCGAGGCUCGCGGGUCAGACUCGCCAACUAGCUGGCGAGUCUGACUCGGGAGCAACGGAGGCUUCUCCGCUUCUUGGUAUAGGACGAUAUAACGCGAAAAUCUCCCGGGCUGUAUACUGGAUGACCGCAAUCAUCCUUGGCAUCCUCAUCUUCUCUCUCAUCGCGAUGCCCUUUAUUGCCGUCAGCGCCGCGAGGCGCAAAUACUACAUAGAUAGUGGCGAGAUGGAUCGCAUCCGUGCGGGAUGGGAAAAGGAGGUGGUCGAACGCGAGCACGAGCGUCUUGGUAUGAGUCUCUUCUGGGAUAACCCCUAUACCGAGGGCUGCGUUCGCUACAAGAAGAGGCAGUAUCGUGCGAGGCUCGUCAACGUGAAGGCUUGUUAUGAUUACCCCAUAGAGGCAUGCAUGAGAACUCCGCUUUCAAUCAACGGCGAGGAGAAAACCCCGCUAAGGUGCGAGGAUAAGGGUAUCGACGACCUGUAUGGUAUUUGGGAGGAAGAUGGGGAGGGGUAUUGCACGACUUCCUUCGAGCAGUUUCAGCCUAUGGACUGCACGGCAUGGGGUUCAGGACUUAAGCGCUAUCGAAUGACCAUGGUGGGUCUCAAUCCCGGGGACAACUGGAAGGACAUGUGCUCCUCGACUCCUGUACGAUUUGUUAACCAGGACUUUGACGGCCCUACUUACUGCGACCAGCAGGAUGGGAAUAAUUACGGGUAUUGGGCGGUACAAGACGAGUACUGCGUAGCAUACUAG